AUGUCAAGCGACAGCGAGGAAUCACUCAGCGAUCUCGUCGACAAUCUAGCAAAACCAGCCAAAACAGAACCAGCGCCACACCGUCAUUCGUAUGAUCAGCUUGAAGACGACACUGACGACCACGAUGACGACUCAGAUCUUGAAUCCAUUGCUCGAUCCCCCCGAAAAAGGACAACCCAUGAAAGCGAAGAGCAGCCACGGCAACGAAAACAGCAACAGCAACAGCAACAACAGCAACCACGAAAGAAGGCACGAUCGUCAUCGCCAAAGAGACAACCUUUUCGGGAGCCGUAUUACUUUCCAGAUAGCCAUCAAACCUUUGCUCGUGAGAUACAACAUCGGAUACAGGGACUCGUGAUGCGUGGUGAUUACGAGGAUGCGUGGAAGCUUCUAUGCAGCAUAGUUGAAACAGACAAGAUACCCAUCAUCUCAUUCUUUGAGCUUGCAUUAUGUCUGAUAAGGAAACUCAAAUUGGAAGAUCCCGCUCUAUUCUUACAUCGUGCAUUUAUCAGUACCCGAGGAAAGAGAGCGGUGGUCAUUUUUCGUGCCCUGAUCCGCGAGUAUAUCGACCAAAAGCAAUUCGAACGAGCACGAGAAGAAAUCGACCUGAUGCAACACAAAUAUUACAUUGAAGAUGCAGAGAUUCAACGACUAUCAGCCAUCGUCAAUUAUCAAAUAUGGUUGAUGAAUCAGGAGGAUAGGGGCGCUAUUAGCAAUGCACGUACCGCCUUGACAACAGCAUAUCGAUCAUCACCUGAACACACUUCUAUUGUUGCCAUCUAUCUCAAGUUUUUGAACACCCUGGAUCCAAAGCAAGCGCAGGACGUAGCUAAAGAGGUGUUGGAAGAGGCUAGCAAGGAGAACAGCAUACGAAGAAUGAGGAUCGCUCUUCUAUAUUAUCAACCACCAUUGGAUCAAGGGGAGCAUUGGUUAGAGAUCAUGCUACCGCUUCAUCGCAUCGACCCAGCCACUGACCCUGACGUAUUCGCGAAGCCAUACUUGAAGGUGCUACGGCACAUUUAUCAAAAUCACCCUGAAAAGAAACAACUCAAGACCGCAUCCUUUUACAAUGUCGUAUCUAUGCUUUUGGAUCGGAUAGAAGCUGGUUGCGUGGAUGAAUGGACCAUCAACAAACUCGAAAAGUAUUGUGAACGAAUGAGACAAGAUGAUGAUGCGCUAAGAGUUAUGAUGACUACAAGGAAUGCUUUGAGGACCGUGAAUCGUGUAUUGGUGAAGAAAAAGGACCCACAGCACAGAGGGAUUAGAAAAAUGAUAUACCAGAUAAUAAAACCUUGA
Lichtheimia ornata is the source of this 1296-nucleotide messenger RNA. RefSeq lists its product as uncharacterized. Lineage: Eukaryota; Fungi; Mucoromycota; Mucoromycetes; Mucorales; Lichtheimiaceae. Bases 1 to 1296 code for a protein of 431 amino acids. The record is from RefSeq and is a predicted model, not a curated record. The transcript is spliced from 7 exons.